AUCUACCCUUUAAAAGAGCCAGUUCCUGAAAAACUUUCCCCUUCCCAAAUUAACCUUUACCUCUUUUAAAUAUACCCAAUUUAUCAAGUCUAAGCGAAAUCAGCCUUCCUCUCUGCCGAAGCCGAAGAGAUCUUCGGUUACCUAAGCGUUUUUCUCUCCGCUGAAGGUGAAGAGUUCAUCGCUUACUGUUAUCGCCGUCCCACGAACUUCCACUCAUCAAUUUGCAAAGAUGACUAUUAAUGCCCUAAUCAUCAUCGCGACGCCUCAGCAUUCAUCUACACAGUUUUCAGAAUUCUGGCAUUCAGAAAGAUUCAAGCGACAAAGGUUCAGUAGCUUUAUCGUGAGUAUAAAGUAAUAGACAAAUCUUUUGGUUUCGAUAUUGCUGUUGAAGAAGCACAGAGGGCCAUAAAUGCUGCGCAUGUCGAAGUUGAAAGUGUAGAAAAUGGUGUUGGUAUUGUAAAGCUCAUGGGUCGCUACAGCGGGUUUAUUGCCAUGUAUGCUACUUUGGCGAGUAGAGAUGUGGAUUGUUGUUCGAUUCCGGAAUCCCCAUUUUAUCUGGAAGGCCCCGGUGGUCUUUAUGAGUUUGUUGAACAACGACUUAAAGAAAAUGGUCACAUAGUUAUUGUGGUGGCAGAAGGAGCAGGACAGGACCAUGUAGCUCAACAUGUGGGCAUCAUCAAUGAAAAGGACGAAUCUGGAAAUCGCCUUCUUCUGGAUAUUGGUCUAUGGCUAUCUCAAAAGAUAAAGGAUCAUUUCACAAGGAACAGGAAAUUACCAGUAUAUCUCAAAUAUAUAGCCUGUAGGUUUUGCCAUGAUCGAUGCGGAGAUUCAUUUUUGUUUUGUUCUGUUGUGCACUGCAUUGCAUAUACUUUCUUCUUGCCGCGGCUAACUUCUAUUACUACCUUGGCUAUCAUAUUGUGAAGCAGAUCAGUGGUAUGAAAUAAUUAAUAGCGGCGAUGAUUCUAAAAAAUCAGUGAUAGGAAGAGAAAUGAGAAAGAGAUGGAAGAUUGUAGGUGUUGAAAGAAGGUAAUAUGUGAAUAACCCUUUACUUUUUAACCCUUCACUUUUCACACGCACUGCCAAAUCUCUGAAGCCCAAGUGUUCGCUAUCCUUUUUAUUUCUUUAUUUAUGUUCUAACUUCAAAUAAUUUAAAAAGUGAAGGUAUGGUGAAGGUGAAAGUUCCACCAAGUACAAAUGAAGAUAUAGACCUGGAAAAAGUGAAGUAUGAGCUUUGAACAUUGCGAUGGGAAUAUAAAUGAGAAAGAGAUAGAAGAUGACAAAGUAAUAACAUGAGUUGUAAUUUUCAUUGCAUUCAUGUUUUUUAAUUAGUGUUGGUAGCUCCAAUUGUGAGUUUCAGACAAUGGCAAUGGAGGCUUUGGUGACAUUCAACAAAGA
This is a messenger RNA of Asparagus officinalis (garden asparagus), 1395 nucleotides long. RefSeq names its product ATP-dependent 6-phosphofructokinase 4, chloroplastic-like. The coding region runs from base 466 to 921 and encodes 151 amino acids. Lineage: Eukaryota; Viridiplantae; Streptophyta; Magnoliopsida; Asparagales; Asparagaceae. Gene Ontology annotation, molecular function: 6-phosphofructokinase activity. Gene Ontology annotation, biological process: glycolytic process. Gene Ontology annotation, cellular component: cytoplasm. The record is from RefSeq and is a predicted model, not a curated record. The transcript has 7 exons.